AUGAGAGGGUUUCGGGAGGCAUUGGGUUAUGGAGAUUUGUUGGAUUUAGGUUUUCAGGGUACUAAGACGACAUGGUGGAAUUAUGAAACCAAACUUCGUCUUGACCGGGCUAUUUGUACUCCUUCAUGGUUUGAUAUUUUUGGGUAUGCGAAAGUAAUUCACCUUCCUCCAAGUGAUUCUGAUCACAUCCCUAUAUUGUUAUGUGCAAGCAUGGUUCCAAUUCCAAAAUGGACGAGAUUCCAUCGAUUCAAGUUUGAAGCUUUUUGGCUUCAACAACCUGAAUGUGAUUCUAUGGUGAGACAGCAAUCUAUGUUAGGUGUGCGGGCAAGACUCGAGGAGUUGAUGGAUGUACAGAUGACCGAGGAUGUUCAAGUUGAAAAACAGUCUUUGAUGGGUCGUUUGCCAACCUUGCUUUCUCAAGAAGAAAGUUUCUUGAAACAAAAAUUUAAGGUGCAAUGGCUUAAGGAGGGAGAUCGUAAUACCAGUUUCUUCCACCGUAAGGCAGUGAAUAGAAAGCGGAAAAAUUUAAUUCAGGGUUUGUUUGAUGAGGAUGGCAAUUGGUGUGAAGAUGAUGCUGAUGUGGAAAGAAUUGUUUCAUCUUAUUUUACUAAAAUGUUCACGGCUUCGGAGUUAGAUUUUGGGGCUAUGGAGUCUCUUGAAGCAAUACAACCUUGUGUGUCUCAAUAG
Molecule: messenger RNA, 687 nt
Organism: Rosa rugosa (rugosa rose)
Lineage: Eukaryota; Viridiplantae; Streptophyta; Magnoliopsida; Rosales; Rosaceae
Exons: 2
Coding region: 1-687 (228 amino acids)
Source: RefSeq, a predicted model, not a curated record